Messenger RNA from Ahaetulla prasina, 3881 nucleotides. It is a transcript of the gene OXR1, whose product is annotated as oxidation resistance 1. Lineage: Eukaryota; Metazoa; Chordata; Lepidosauria; Squamata; Colubridae. Bases 60 to 2675 code for a protein of 871 amino acids. The record is from RefSeq and is a predicted model, not a curated record. Gene Ontology annotation, biological process: response to oxidative stress. The transcript is spliced from 17 exons. Gene Ontology annotation, cellular component: nucleus.
GGCUACAAGAUCAAGAUUUUGUUGAUUUCUCAUCUAUGUGAAGCAAAACUCUUACCAUUAUGUUUAGCACUAAAAGAUGGGAACUGAGGCUCAGAGAUAGUGACUCAACAAAGGCCACCCAACUAAAGAAAAAAUCUCAGUCUAUUGAAAUUUCUGCAUCAGGUUAUGAACCUCUGCCAUCAGCAGCACAACAUGCCCUGCAACCAACUAAGCCUACAGCUCUUAACAACACAACAACAUCUGAAGAGGAGCAGAAUAACACUGCAAAUUCCCAGCGGCGCAAUCCACGGAAGGGUGAACUGAAGAGAUAUUACACAAUUGAUACCGGCCAGAAGAAGACUAUAGACAAGAAAGAUGGGAGACGCAUGUCUUUUCAAAAGCCAAAAGGGACUAUAGAGUAUAUCGUGGAGUCAAGAGAUUCUUUGAAUACUGUGGCCUUGAAGUUUGAUACUACGCCUAAUGAAUUGGUGCAGUUAAACAAGCUAUUUUCCAGAGCAGUUGUCCCUGGACAGGUUUUAUAUGUUCCUGAUCCAGAGUAUCUUUCCAGUGUGGAGAGUUCCCCCUCACUUAGCCCUGAAAGUCCUUUGUCACCUACAUCUUCAGAAGCCGAGGCUGAGAAGACAGCUGAUUCAGAUGGGGCACAAAAGAAAGAAACAACAGCCAUACCAGCAUAUCCAUGUGUUCGGUCUACAAGGGUUGUGUCAUCCACGUCAGAAGAGGAGGAAGCUUUCACAGAAAAAUUUCUCAAGAUCAAUUGUAAAUACAUUACUAGUAAUAAGGGAACUGUCACCGGUGUGCUCCUAGUGACGCCAAACAAUAUAAUGUUUGAUCCACAUAAAACAGAUCCAUUGGUUCAACAAAACGGCUGUGAAGAGUAUGGCAUCAUGUGUCCAAUGGAAGAAGUGAUGUCAGCUGCUAUGUAUAAAGCUGCAGAUGGCAAAAUACAGGAUUCGUUACCCAUUGAUGUAGGUCAGUUAUCUGUAAAAGAUCUCUGCCACUUCAAGAAAAUUACCAGAAGUAAUACUGAUGAAAUGGAAUUAAGAAUGAGAGAUACAGGAAAUGAUAGUGCCAGUACUGCUCCAAGGAGUACAGAAGAAUCUCUGUCAGAAGAUGUUUUCACUGAGUCAGAACUGUCUCCUAUACGGGAAGAGCUUUUGGAUGAUCUUCGACAAGACAAAUCUUCUGGAGCUUCAUCUGAAUCUGUCCAGACAGUAAACCACACUGGCGGAGAAUAUGUAAAGGAUAUUUCAGACUCUGUUAAUAAUAUUGGGGAUGUAAACUCCAGUGGAGAACAGCCUUUGAAUGAUGGCAGUACUUCUGCUAAUGAUACUGUGGACUCGAAAGCAGCAGAAAAAGCAAUAAAAGAUAUUCAGAAUAUUGUAGAAGGAUCUAUUUCUGAUGCUGAAGCACAACAUGGAACAUGUCAGGAACUUGUAGAAGGAAAUGUACCAGAGGAUGAGCAGCAUUUGGAUUCUGAAAAAACUGAUUCUCAAAAAGAGGCCACAAAUGAAGGGGAAACUGUGAAACUGCCAACUCAAGAUUCUCAGACAGAUACAGAGAUGCUGCGGAAGCUUUGGAAGACCCAUACUAUGCAACAAACCAAACAGCAACGAGAUACCAUCCACCAGGAAGUACAUAAUGAAAUGAAACACAAAAUGGCCAUAGUAGAUGGAACUAUAGAAGGUCCUCUAAUAAAAGAGAAGAGAAGACAUCGAUUAUACAAAUUCUUGUGUCUCAAAGUGGGCAAGCCAAUGCGAAAAACGUUUGUAUCACAGGCAAGUGCAUUGAUGCAGCAAUAUGCACAAAGAGAUAAGAAGCAUGAAUAUUGGUUUGCUGUGCCAUCAGAAAGGACUGAACAUCUGUAUGCAUUUUUUGUUCAGUGGAGUCCAGAAAUAUAUGCAGAAGAAACGGGAGAAUCAAAUAGAGAGCCAGGAUUUAUCGUAGUAAAAAAAAUUGAAACUCAGGCGGGUGAGGAUUCAGUUAAUGAAACAGCUGUUAAGGAGUGGGAGGUAGUAUCAGUGGCUGAGUAUCACCGCAGAAUCGAUGCUCUAAAUAGUGAAGAACUACGUACGCUCUGCCGACGUCUCAAGAUUACAACAAGAGAAGAUACAUAUUCAAAGCAGGAAACAACUAUCAAAACCGAACUGGAGCCUGAAGCAUUUCGGCCAAAUCUUAGUGAUCCCAGUGAACUGUUACAGUCGGAUCAAAUUGAAAAGCUGACAAAGCAGCUCCCUCCUCGAACUAUUGGCUAUCCAUGGACUCUUGUCUACAGUACUGCAAAGCAUGGCAUGAGCUUGAAGACUUUGUACAGAACUAUGGUAGGCUUAGACACACCAGUGCUGCUGGUUAUCAAAGACAGCGAUGGACAGAUUUUUGGAGCUCUCGCUUCUGAACCUUUUAAAGUGAGUGAUGGGUUUUAUGGCACGGGAGAAACCUUUCUUUUUACAUUCUGCCCAGAAUUUGAGGUCUUCAAGUGGACUGGAGACAAUAUGUUUUUUCUCAAAGGAGAUAUGGAUGCCUUGGCUUUUGGUGGUGGAGGGGGUGAAUUUGCUUUAUGGCUUGAUGGAGAUCUCUAUCACGGAAGAAGUCACUCUUGUAAAACCUUUGGGAAUCGCACACUUUCUAAGAAAGAAGACUUCAUUAUACAAGACAUUGAAAUUUGGGGCUUUGAAUAAGUAUAAACUGUUAAAUACUACAAAAGUUUGUCCCAAACCUGAUACUGAUCAAUGCAGCUCAGAAAGCCCUUAAAGCAAUAUAAUGUAGCUUGUUUUGCAAUGCCUUUCUACAUUUUCUGCAUGACCAUCAACAUGUCUUUCACAUCAGCAUAUUGGAGUGCAACUGACUGUUCAGAUUUUAUUUUCAUUUUUGAAAGUUACAAAGCUUUCAAAUCGUAAUUGAUUAUUUCUUUAUGAGAGCCAGAUUUUUAUCAUCAUGUCAUUCACAUAUCCAUUUAUUUCUCAUUCUCACAAUUCAGAAAUUUCCUUUACUUCUGUUUAACUAUUUCACUUAAGCAACAUUUAAGCAACAUAAAAUCUAAUUGAAUUAUACUGUAUGCACUUGGCCUAAGUAAUAUGGAGAAGAGAUGUUCAUAAUUAACCAACAGUGAUCAGUCUUGGCUGUUUAUUUCAAUCAAAUAUCACCACAUCUUUAGUCAUAUGUCAUGAAUUGGAAUCUGUUGUAUUUUACUGUUGAAACAUAGCUGCCCUAUUGAUUGUAUUGAAGCGUUUUGCACAUGCCAUUAAAUGAUCUGCAGGCUUGGGACAAAUGCUGGGCAAGGAUUUAGCUACGUGAUCAAGAUAUAUAAUACAGCAAUGAGCAACUGGAAAAGUAAGCAUAAUGCAGUGAGUAAUUCAUAGUACAUAUAAUACCUUCUUAUUGCUAAAGCUAUGAAACAGAUGCGUUUUUUCCAAACAGCAUAUAAUAUGCAUCAAAUAUAUGCGUGUGUGUGUGUCUGUGUGUAUAUCUACAUAUGCACACACAUACAAAACACACCACUCUGUUUUAUAGUUCUUCUGUUGUAGCCUUGUAGCACAUCAUCUCCAAGAAUUGCUCCUGUCCAAAACAGAAAACAAAAUAGGUGUGGUGUUUUUCUCUUCUUUUGAGUGGAUCUGUGUUGUAAAACUGCAGUUUGCACCAGCUCUGAUGCAAUGGAAUAACGUACUCUAGAUAGACAUCAUAACUCAGUAGAUGUGUUAAUAUGCAAAAUUUACUGUUCUGUGACCUCAAAGAAAAAAGAAAAAAAAAGAAAAAAAAGAAAAAUUAUAGUAAAUCAGUAGCUCUUGUCCACUUUUGUAGAAAAACUAAAAAGCCAUUGUGGCAAUAACAACAGUUGUUUCAAAGCUUAUAUUCUAUGUUUAUGCAAAAGAAAAAUAAUUUAAAAA